Messenger RNA from Phragmites australis (common reed), 4301 nucleotides. Its product is annotated as putative multidrug resistance protein. NCBI's taxonomy places the organism in Eukaryota, Viridiplantae, Streptophyta, Magnoliopsida, Poales, Poaceae. The transcript is spliced from 6 exons. Gene Ontology annotation, cellular component: membrane. Gene Ontology annotation, molecular function: ATP hydrolysis activity; ABC-type transporter activity; ATP binding. Gene Ontology annotation, biological process: transmembrane transport. Bases 266 to 4006 code for a protein of 1246 amino acids. The record is from RefSeq and is a predicted model, not a curated record.
CUAAUGACUAGCCAUUGCUUGCUUGAUCGCGCAUGCACCAGCUUCCAUCCUAUAUAAAACCCCGCACUCGCUUCUCCUCCAGAGAGUCAGAGGCCACCACCACCAAAACGGCCUGGAAAGGAGGCCAAGCCAGGCAGCUAGCCGAAUAGUAGUGAGCCAAGUUAAUUCCUCUAAUAUAAUUGCAGUCACAGCUCAGAAGCAAGGCGAGAUCGUUGGGAGCAGGCCACGGCGCGCCGAGUGCGGCGUGCCAGCUACCACGCCGGACAUGGGUAACGAUGGGCCGGAGCCGGAGCCGGGUACGGCGAAGGCGAAGAAAACGGCGCCGAUGCUGGCGUCGAUCGCGUCUGUGUUCAUGCACGCGGACGCGGCGGACGUGGUGCUGAUGGUGCUGGGCCUGGUGGGCGCCAUGGGCGACGGCCUGUCCACGCCGGUGAUGCUGCUCAUCACCAGCCGCAUCUUCAACGACCUCGGCAGCGGCCCCAGCUUCAUGGAGCAGUUCAGCUCCAAGAUCAAUGAGAACACGCGGAACCUCCUCUUCUUGGCCGUCGGCAACUGGGUCAUGGCGUUCCUAGAGGGGUACUGCUGGGCGCGGACGGCGGAGCGGCAGGCAUCGCGGAUGCGGGAGCGGUACCUGCGGGCGGUGCUCCGGCAGGACGUGGAGUACUUCGACCUCAAGGUGGGCUCGACGUCGGAGGUGGUGACCAGCGUCUCCAACGACAGCCUCGUCGUGCAGGACGUGCUGAGCGAGAAGGUGCCCAACUUUGUGAUGAACUGCUCCAUGUUCCUCGGCAGCUACGCCGUCGGGUUCGCGCUGCUGUGGCGGCUCACGCUGGUGGCGCUGCCGUCGGUGCUGCUGCUCAUCAUCCCAGGGUUCAUGUACGGCCGCAUCCUCAUCGGCCUCGCGCGCCGGAUCAGGGAGCAGUACACGCGCCCCGGCGCCAUCGCCGAGCAGGCCGUCUCCUCCGUGCGCACCGUCUACUCGUUCGUGGCGGAGCGGAGCACCAUGGCGCAAUUCUCCGCGGCGCUCGAGGAGUCAGCGCGGCUCGGGCUCAAGCAGGGGCUCGCCAAGGGCAUCGCCGUCGGCAGCAACGGCAUCACCUUCACCAUCUGGGCAUUCAAUGUCUGGUAUGGCAGCGGCCUCGUCAUGUACCACGGCGCUCUGGGCGGCACCGUUUUCGCCGUCUCUGCUGCCAUUGUCGUCGGUGGCCUAGCGCUAGGGUCAGCGUUGUCGAACGUCAAGUACUUCUCGGAGGCGAGCUCGGCAGGGGAGAGGAUCCUGGAGGUGAUCCAGCGGGUGCCCAAGAUCGACUCGGAGAGCAACGCCGGCGAGGAGCUGGCCAACGUCGUCGGCGAGGUGGAGUUCAAGAACGUGGAGUUCUGCUACCCUUCACGACCGGAGAGCCCCAUCUUUGUCAGCUUCAACCUGCGCAUUCCGGCGGGGCGCACGGUGGCGCUGGUCGGCAGCAGCGGGUCGGGAAAGUCUACGGUGAUCGCGCUGCUGGAGCGGUUCUACGACCCUUCGGCCGGCGAGGUGACCCUGGACGGCAUGGACAUCCGGCGGCUGCGGCUCAAGUGGCUGCGAGCGCAGAUGGGGCUCGUCAGCCAGGAGCCGGCGCUGUUCGCGACGUCGAUCAGGGAGAACAUCCUAUUCGGCAAGGAGGACGCCACGGCGGAGGAGGUCGUCGCCGCGGCCAAGGCUGCCAACGCCCACAACUUCAUCUCCCAGCUGCCGCAGGGCUACGACACGCAGGUUGGUGAGCGUGGUAUCCAAAUGUCUGGAGGACAGAAGCAAAGGAUCGCUAUUGCCAGAGCAAUCCUUAAGUCACCCAAGAUCCUCCUCCUUGAUGAAGCCACCAGCGCAUUGGACACUGAGUCAGAGCGUGUCGUGCAAGAGGCGCUUGACCUGGCCUCCGUUGGCCGGACUACAAUUGUAAUUGCACAUCGUCUCUCCACUAUCCGAAAUGCUGACACGAUUGCUGUCAUGCAGUAUGGCGAGGUCAAGGAGCUGGGCUCCCAUGAUGAGCUCAUUGCCAAUGAGAAUGGCCUCUACUCAUCUCUUGUCCGCCUUCAGCAAACCAGAGACUCAAGAGAGGCUGACGAGUUUGGUGGAACUGGAAGUACAUCUGCUGUGGGUCAAUCCAGCAGCCACAGCAUGAGCAGGAGGUUCUCUGUAAUUAGCAGGUCAAGCUCAGCACGAUCAAUCGGUGAUGCAAGAGAUGAUGACAACACCAAAAAGAAGCUUCUUGUGCCCUCCUUCAGAAGGCUGCUUAUGCUUAAUGCACCAGAGUGGAAGCAGGCGCUGAUGGGGAGCUUUAGUGCAAUUGUGUUUGGAGGCAUCCAGCCUGCUUAUGCAUAUGCCAUGGGGAGCAUGAUCUCAGUCUACUUCUUGACAGAUCAUGAACAAAUCAAGGACAAGACAAGGACCUACGCGCUCAUCUUUGUAGCUCUCGCAGUGCUCUCGUUCUUGAUCAAUAUUGGACAGCAUUACAACUUUGGUGCCAUGGGGGAAUACCUCACCAAGAGGAUCAGGGAACAAAUGCUUGCAAAAAUCCUCACUUUCGAGAUUGGGUGGUUCGACCGUGACGAGAACUCCAGUGGUGCCAUUUGCUCACAGCUUGCCAAGGAUGCUAACGUCGUGAGGUCACUUGUGGGUGACCGAAUGGCUCUGGUAAUCCAAACAGUUUCUGCGGUUCUCAUCGCCUGCACCAUGGGUCUGGUGAUUGCUUGGCGUCUGGCCCUUGUCAUGAUAGCAGUGCAGCCUCUUAUCAUUAUCUGCUUUUAUGCUCGUCGAGUCUUACUGAAGAGCAUGUCCAAGAAAUCAAUACAGGCACAAUCUGAAAGUAGCAAGCUAGCUGCUGAGGCUGUCUCCAAUCUCCGGACCAUCACCGCUUUCUCAUCGCAGGACCGCAUCCUACGCCUCUUUGACCAAGCACAAGACGGGCCACGCAAGGAAAGCAUCCGGCAGUCAUGGUUUGCAGGCCUUGGCCUUGGCACCUCCAUGAGCCUUAUGACGUGCACAUGGGCCCUCGACUUCUGGUAUGGUGGCAGACUCAUGGCUGAGCAUCACAUUACUGCAAAGGCACUGUUCCAAACCUUCAUGAUUCUAGUAAGCACAGGACGUGUGAUUGCAGAUGCAGGUAGCAUGACAACAGACCUUGCUAAGGGUGCUGAUGCGGUCGCUUCAAUGUUUGCUGUCCUUGAUCGGGAAACAGAAAUUGACCCUGACAACCCUGAGGGAUACAAGCCAGAGAAGCUCAAAGGAGAGGUGGACAUAAAAGGAGUUGACUUUGCAUACCCAUCAAGGCCGGAUGUGAUCAUCUUCAAAGGAUUCUCCUUGAGCAUCCAUCCAGGCAAGUCAACAGCAAUUGUUGGUCAAAGUGGUUCUGGCAAGUCGACCAUCAUCGGGCUAAUAGAGAGGUUCUACGAUCCACUCAGGGGGGUGGUGAAAAUAGAUGGUCGAGACGUCAAAACAUACAAUCUUCGAGCCUUGCGACGGCACAUUGGGCUAGUUAGCCAGGAGCCAACACUAUUUGCAGGUACAAUCAGAGAGAACAUUGUGUAUGGGACAGAAACAGCAAGUGAGGCAGAAAUUGAGAAUGCAGCAUGGGAUUCAAAUGCACAUGACUUCAUUAGCAACCUCAAGGAUGGAUAUGAUACAUGGUGUGGUGAGCGGGGUGUUCAGCUGUCAGGAGGGCAGAAACAGCGCAUUGCUAUCGCCCGUGCAAUCCUGAAGAACCCUGCUAUCUUGCUACUGGAUGAAGCUACAAGUGCACUGGACAGCCAGUCUGAAAAGGUUGUGCAAGAAGCACUGGACCGAGUGAUGGUUGGCAGGACAAGUAUAGUGGUAGCACACAGGCUCAGCACUAUCCAGAACUGUGACCUGAUCAGUGUGCUUGAGAAAGGAAUUGUCGUGGAGAAGGGCACACAUGCAUCUCUCAUGGCCAAGGGUCCUUCUGGAACAUACUUUGGAUUGGUUACUUUGCAACAAGGAGGCAACCAGCAAUGAGAUUUUGCAUGACAACGAAGCACUACUUUCAAAAUCUGCAGCCCCAUUCAAAUGAUUUGCCAUUUUAGAUCAACCUGCAAGAAGAUUCAGCAGACCAUUGAAAUUUCUACGACAAUGGGUAUUUUCCCUCCCCAUUGUUUAAUCAGUACACGGAAGUGUAGCAAGCUUAUAGUUUCUUGAUAUAGUUGCUGGAUAUGUGCUGUAGUGUUGCAAAGUUCAGGAAGUCUGAGAGAAGAUGUACAUUAGGUUGUAUUCAUCUUCUUCUUUUGUGGUUUAUGAAUUUAUAAUUAUUGUA